GUCUGCUGGUUCUCGGGCUCGAGGAAAAGCCCGGAGCUAACCGGGAGCUAACCACUCUGCGCCGGCAAGGCCCCCGGGCUGCGGAAAGGCUGCGACAGGGACUGAAGCUGCCGAGGCAGCGCCCCGGACCGUGCGGGAAAGAGUGUCGCUGAACUCACCCUCAGUAGUGGAUUAUACGGGCCGCUCCGGGUCCGAAGGCUGUGCAAUGAGGGAAGAGGACAAGGGCAUGCUCGGUGGUGGCGGCUGCGAUGCGGACCUGGCCAACGCCGCGGCAAGAGGGCAAGUGGAGACGGUACAGCAGCUUCUGGACGCCGGCGCGGAUCCCAACGCAGUCAAUCGCUUCGGGAGGCGCCCGAUCCAGGUCAUGAUGAUGGGCAGUGCCCAUCUGGCUGAGCUUCUGCUGCUCCACGGCGCGGAGCCCAACUGCGCGGACCCAGCCACGCUCACCCGACCGGUGCACGAUGCGGCGCGGGAGGGUUUUAUGGACACUCUGGUGGCACUGCACCGGGCUGGGGCGCGGCUGGACGUGCGCGACGCUUGGGGCCGCUUGCCUUUAGACCUAGCUGAGGAGCAGGGCCACCGCGAAGUUGCUGGGUAUCUACGUGCAGCCUCUGGGGACUGACGACAGGUUCCUUGAGCCACCUACAAGGACUUCUUUCUCCCCAGUGUCCCAUCCCAACCUGGUUCCUACCAGCUGUAAAGGUGGAACGGCAGAGAACCUGCAAGCCUUCCCUUCUCAGCUGGACUCCUGGGAGCGAGAAGGGGGCCAAGGGAGAAUAAGUUCAUAUACCUUUUUGUGAAUCUGUAGCCUGCCCUCAUCGCUCAUCCUCAAGCCAAAUGCUGAAAAGUGGGGCAAAUUUAUCGCCAACAAGUUUUAGGCAUGUGUAUAGUUCCAGGUGUUAAUAACUAUUUAGAAUUUUCUGAUGGAAAGUGCAUGUGAAGUCCUUGGAUCACCCUGGCUGCCUACAAAUCUUCAUAAGGUAAUCCUGGGGUCUGGAGUUGGAGGUGGCAUUUGACUAGGGGUAAUCAGUCCGUUUGCCCUGCUGAUCUAGUCUUGAGGAGCUCCCUGUGAAUCCAGGAAGAGGACUGUAAUGCCUGGAAGCUGGAAGCAAACCUAAGGACCUCCGGGAAAAUGUAGAUGGGCUUCAGCAGGGGCCCAAGACUUACUACGCAGUGCACUGAAAGUCAAGCAAAACGGUAGCACCACCGGAGACUCACCCAGUUCCGCCAGGUAACGAAGCCUGAGAGCACUUGUGGAAGCUACAACAGAUCUGCCCCUAUACUCUUAACGGUCCUAGAGCUCUCCGCGAUGUAGAGCAGCUCACCAAUGGGAGCUUUUUCUCAUUCCAGUAAGGCACAGUUGAUAGUUUUCUAGAUGUAGUCAAAAUCAAACAGUGCAAGGAUAAAGUGGUGCGUUAUAAUCAGAGUAAUUGUAGCAGUUAACUUUAAUAAUGUGCUUUCUCUGUUUUAAGAUAAGACACAGAAAUCCUCCUUGUGAAUUGUCACUUGAAAAGAUGUCAUGAUUGUACUUUUGAGUUGUUUUUAGUAACACUGCAUUAAUGGGAAGAUUGUAACAAAAUAAUUCAUGGCCCUCAGUAAAGAGGGAGGCAAAAUUACUGGCUUCUUAAUGAAGCUAUGACCCUGUGGCAAGCUCCUAGUGCUAAUGCCUAGAUUGCUUUUAUCUUAACGAUAUUUAUUUCUUUAUUAAAUUUAUCUGAUUGAAGGCCAGGGAUUUAGC
Molecule: messenger RNA, 1738 nt
Organism: Fukomys damarensis (Damara mole-rat)
Lineage: Eukaryota; Metazoa; Chordata; Mammalia; Rodentia; Bathyergidae
Gene: Cdkn2b
Product: cyclin dependent kinase inhibitor 2B
Exons: 2
Coding region: 206-622 (138 amino acids)
Biological process (GO): negative regulation of cell population proliferation; regulation of cyclin-dependent protein serine/threonine kinase activity
Cellular component (GO): nucleus
Molecular function (GO): protein kinase binding; cyclin-dependent protein serine/threonine kinase inhibitor activity
Source: RefSeq, a predicted model, not a curated record